UCCAGUUUCUCUUCCUCUGUCUUGCGGGACCGAGGGAAUCCCCAAAUCGCCCCCGACACCACGCGACAGACUCCAGUUUCUCCCUGCUGCCUCCGCUCCCCCGCAUCACCAUCUCCCACCCUCUCCACCUCCCGCCGCCCGCCUCCGCCGUCGCGUGGCGGCCGCUCGUCCACCGCCGCCGCCGUUGCGUGGCGGCCGCUCGUCCACCGACGCCGCCUCGUCCGUCGUCCCCGCGACGACGACCCCAUGACUAUGAUGACCCCGUCCCCGCUCGAGCAGCAGCAGGAGGCCGACGAGAUGCUCGUGCCACACCAGGAGCUCCCGACCACCGAAGGGCCCCAGCCGAUGGAAGUUGUGGCGCAGACGGAGCCUGCAAACACGGCGGAGAGCCAACCGGCCGAGGACCCACAGACGUCACGGUUCACCUGGACCAUCGAGAGCUUCAGCCGGCUCAACACGAAGAAGCACUACUCCGACGCGUUUAUCGUUGGGGGAUACAAAUGGCGCGUGCUGAUUUUCCCAAAGGGGAACAAUGUGGAUCAUCUCUCGAUGUACUUGGAUGUAGCGGACUCGGGAAACCUCCCAUACGGGUGGAGCCGGUAUGCUCAGUUCAGCUUGGCCGUUGUGAACCAGAUCCAUCCCAAGUAUACGAUACGGAAAGAUACUCAGCACCAAUUUAAUGCACGCGAGAGCGACUGGGGUUUCACAUCUUUUAUGCCUUUGAGUGAGCUGUAUGACCCAAGCAGGGGCUAUCUUGUGAAUGACACCGUUGUUGUGGAAGCUGAGGUUGCUGUCCGCAGAAUGGUUGAUUACUGGACUUACGACUCGAAAAAGGAAACAGGUUAUGUUGGUCUCAAGAAUCAAGGUGCUACCUGUUAUAUGAACUCUCUUCUACAGACGUUGUACCAUAUACCAUACUUCAGGAAGGCUGUAUAUCAUAUGCCAACUACUGAGAAUGACAUGCCAUCCGGGAGUAUUCCCUUAGCCCUGCAGAGUCUUUUUUACAAGCUCCAGUAUAGUGACAACAGUGUAGCUACAAAAGAGUUGACCAAAUCUUUUGGAUGGGACACUUAUGAUUCUUUCAUGCAGCAUGAUGUGCAAGAGCUCAACAGAGUUCUUUGUGAGAAACUUGAAGAUAAGAUGAAAGGAACUGUUGUAGAAGGAACAAUUGAACAAUUAUUCGAAGGCCACCACAUUAAUUACAUCGAGUGCAUUAAUGUGGACUACAAAUCUAGCAGAAAAGAAUCAUUUUAUGAUCUACAACUUGAUGUCAAGGGUUGUCGUGAUGUCUAUGCAUCAUUCAACAAAUAUGUGGAAGUAGAGCGUCUAGAGGGUGACAAUAAAUAUCACGCGGAGCAAUAUGGCUUGCAGGAUGCAAAAAAGGGUGUGCUCUUCCUUGAUUUUCCUCCUGUUUUGCAACUUCAACUGAAGCGUUUCGAAUAUGAUUACAUGCGAGAUACAAUGGUUAAGAUUAAUGACCGUUAUGAGUUCCCGCUACAACUUGAUCUUGAUAGAGACAAUGGAAAAUAUCUUACUCCAGAUGCAGAUAGAAGUAUUAGAAACCUUUAUACUCUUCACAGUGUUCUCGUUCAUAGUGGAGGAGUACAUGGUGGUCACUAUUAUGCUUUCAUUCGACCUACACUAUCGGAUCAGUGGUACAAAUUCGAUGAUGAGCGGGUUACAAAAGAAGAUACUAAAAAGGCGCUUGAAGAGCAGUAUGGGGGUGAGGAAGAGUUGCCUCAAAUAAACCCUGGUUUCAAUAACACACCGUUUAAAUUCACAAAGUAUUCAAAUGCCUACAUGCUUGUCUAUAUUCGUGAGAGUGACAAGGAGAAAAUAAUGUGUAAUGUUGAUGAGAAGGAUAUUGCUGAGCAUUUGCGGGUAAGGUUAAAGAAAGAACAAGAAGAGAAAGAACACAAGAAGAAGGAAAAGGCUGAAGCUCAUCUCUACACUAUUAUAAAGAUUGCUCGAGAUGAUGAUUUGAAGGAGCAGAUUGGUAAGAAUAUAUAUUUUGAUCUGGUGGACCAUGAAAAAGUUCGCAGCUUCCGCAUUCAGAAACAAUUGCCUUUUACUGCAUUCAAGGAGGAAGUUGCAAAGGAAUAUGGCAUCCCUGUACAGUUUCAGCGCUUCUGGUUGUGGGCUAAAAGGCAGAAUCAUACAUACAGGCCGAAUCGUCCGCUGACACCGCAUGAAGAAGCACAAUCAGUUGGGCAGCUUAGGGAGGUCUCAAAUAAGGCACACAACGCUGAGUUGAAGCUGUUUCUGGAAGUAGAACUUGGACCGGAUUCAUGUCCAAUUCGUCCUCCUGAGAAGAGCAAAGAAGACAUACUACUUUUCUUCAAGCUUUAUAACCCUGAAAAGGAAGAGCUUCGUUUUAUUGGUAGACUUUUUGUGAAGGCCCUGGGAAAGCCAUCUGAAAUCCUGACAAAACUAAAUGAAAUGGCUGGAUUUUCCCCAAAUGAAGAAAUUGAGCUAUAUGAGGAAAUUAAGUUUGAGCCAAAUGUGAUGUGUGAACAUAUUGACAAGAAACUUACUUUCCGUUCUAGUCAGCUUGAAGAUGGAGACAUUAUAUGUUUCCAAAAGUCACCUCUUCCAGAAGGUGAUAUUCAAGUGCGCUAUCCAGAUGUUCCUUCAUUCUUGGAGUAUGUUCACAAUAGGCAGGUUGUGCACUUACGGUCACUAGACAAACCAAAGGAUGAUGAUUUUUCUUUGGAAUUGUCGAAGCUUCAUACUUAUGAUGAUGUUGUUGAGAGAGUUGCGCAUCAACUUGGCUUGGAUGAUCCAUCAAAAAUUCGGCUUACAUCUCACAAUUGUUAUUCUCAGCAACCCAAACCGCAGCCUAUCAGAUAUCGUGGAGUAGAACAUCUAUUGGAUAUGCUUGUCCAUUAUAAUCAGACUUCUGAUAUUUUGUAUUAUGAGGUUCUGGAUAUUCCACUGCCAGAAUUGCAAUGUUUGAAAACUCUUAAAGUUGCAUUCCAGCAUGCAACAAAAGAUGAGGUUGUAGUUCAUAGCAUAAGACUUCCAAAAAAUAGCACCAUCAGCGACGUGAUUACUGACUUGAAAACCAAGGUUGAACUAUCUAAUCCUGAUGCUGAGCUCCGCUUGCUUGAAGUAUUUUACCACAAGAUUUAUAAGAUCUUUCCACCUCAUGAGAAGAUAGAGAACAUAAAUGAUCAGUACUGGACAUUACGGGCUGAGGAGGUUUGUAAAAUUCCAUUUCUUAUCGUUAUUGAUGUUGACCCUCCUGAUCUUUUGCCAUUUAAAUGUUUUGUUUGCGUAAAAAUAUAUUUUCUAAUGCGAUACUGUCUUGGAUGGCAUGGCUUGUCUCAAUUGAAGCAGAUCCCAGAGGAAGAAAAGAAUCUCGGCCCACAUGAUCGGUUGAUUCAUGUUUACCAUUUCAUGAAAGAUCCUAAUCAGAAUCAGCAGAUUCAGAAUUUCGGAGAUCCUUUUUUGCUGGUUAUCCACGAAGGUGAGACUGCUGCAGAGGUAAUGGAGCGCAUCCAGAUAAAACUUAGAGUUCCUGAUGAGGAAUUCACUAAGUGGAAGCUUGCAUUCAUAUCCAUGCUGAGGCCAGAGUACCUCCAGGAUACUGAUGUUGUAUCUGCACGUUUUCAGAGGAGAGACGUUUACGGUGCUUGGGAACAAUACCUUGGCUUGGAACACACUGAUACAACAUCGAAACGGUCUUACACAGCCAAUCAGAAUCGUCAUACCUUUGAAAAGCCUGUGAAAAUUUAUAAUUGAGAAGCCUUCCAUCUGGGCUUCAUCCAUUAACAAAGGCCUCGUCUCAGGUAGUAUGCCAAAGAGGAUAACAAAGAGAUCUCAACAGAAGAAAAAUGGAAGAGGAGUGUAGGGCCAUUUGUGCACCGAGGCCUAUAUUACUCAUCAUGGCUGACGCUGUCGGUGUUGCUUACACCUGUUGUUGAUUAAUGGCGGGGGAUUCUUUUUAAGGCUCUUCUGGGCAACCAAGCAUGUGUGUUGUGUUGAUUUUUGCCAUGUAGAGUAUAAUGGCCCCUGCUAGGAUAGAUGUUUGCUUAAUUUGUAGAGCAAAGUUAGUACAUAAGAAAAAUAUUUUGGUAGGGGGCAUGUAUACUAGCCGGAGACUGAUUACUUAAUUUGCUCUUCUCGUGUAGCUUGGGAAAAACGGGAGAGAUUGUAUAAUGGGUUUUGGUGUGGGUUCCAAUUUUCCGUGUUGAGAAAUGUAAGAGGAUAACUGAGCAGACAGUACAGUUUUGAGAUCCAGCGUAGCCUUGUCUUGUUGGCAACUUAGCAUCCAUAUGUACUACUUAAAAGGGCCGGAGAUCCUUUUACAAACAUCUCCCUCGGUCGUCAUUUUGUAAAAAAACAUGCCAUACUGAGAUUCAAUAAUUUUGCAUGCCCA
This is a messenger RNA of Phragmites australis (common reed), 4381 nucleotides long. Its product is annotated as ubiquitin C-terminal hydrolase 13-like. The coding region runs from base 247 to 3744 and encodes 1165 amino acids. Gene Ontology annotation, molecular function: protein binding; cysteine-type endopeptidase activity; cysteine-type deubiquitinase activity. Gene Ontology annotation, biological process: protein deubiquitination; regulation of protein stability. Gene Ontology annotation, cellular component: cytosol; nucleus. Lineage: Eukaryota; Viridiplantae; Streptophyta; Magnoliopsida; Poales; Poaceae. The transcript has 31 exons. The record is from RefSeq and is a predicted model, not a curated record.